This is a messenger RNA of Apodemus sylvaticus (European woodmouse), 1298 nucleotides long. RefSeq names its product adaptor related protein complex 1 subunit sigma 1 (gene Ap1s1). Gene Ontology annotation, molecular function: clathrin-cargo adaptor activity. The coding region runs from base 113 to 589 and encodes 158 amino acids. Gene Ontology annotation, cellular component: AP-1 adaptor complex; intracellular membrane-bounded organelle; membrane coat. NCBI's taxonomy places the organism in Eukaryota, Metazoa, Chordata, Mammalia, Rodentia, Muridae. The record is from RefSeq and is a predicted model, not a curated record. Gene Ontology annotation, biological process: intracellular protein transport; vesicle-mediated transport. The transcript is spliced from 5 exons.
CCUUGGGGCGGGGCUUCAAGCGGAGAGGGAGGGAAAAGAAAAGAAUCCGACUGGGAGUGGAGCUAGCUUCUACGGUGGCCGGAGAGGGACGCGCCGGGCCGGAGGCUGCAGGAUGAUGCGAUUCAUGCUACUGUUCAGCCGUCAGGGAAAACUUCGGCUACAAAAAUGGUACCUGGCCACCUCAGACAAGGAGAGGAAGAAAAUGGUCCGGGAGCUCAUGCAGGUCGUGCUGGCCCGAAAGCCCAAGAUGUGCAGCUUCCUGGAGUGGAGGGACCUCAAAGUUGUCUAUAAGAGAUACGCCAGUCUGUAUUUCUGCUGCGCCAUCGAAGGCCAAGACAACGAACUGAUCACACUGGAACUUAUCCACCGAUACGUAGAGCUCCUGGACAAGUACUUCGGCAGCGUAUGUGAGUUGGACAUCAUCUUCAACUUUGAGAAAGCCUACUUUAUCCUGGAUGAGUUUCUGAUGGGUGGGGAUGUCCAGGACACCUCCAAGAAGAGCGUGCUCAAGGCCAUUGAGCAGGCUGACCUGCUGCAGGAGGAGGAUGAGUCGCCGCGCAGUGUCCUGGAGGAGAUGGGCCUGGCAUAGCCCCGCCCGCCGGCCAGCAGGGGGGACCUGUGGACCCAGGGGAAGCCAAGACGAGAGACAGCACUUGGGGGCUGUUUCUCCCACCUCUCCCCCAGACCUACUCUAGAAGGAGCUGUGGCUCCGGCCCUUCGUACAAACAUUCCCUCCCUCCAAAUCUUCCUUCCCCCCACCUUCUACCUUUCCCAGUGAAGGCUUUCGGAGCUAGAAGGGAGGAAAAUGUGACCUGGAUGGGCGAGCUCAGUGGCUUUCGGUUUCCUUCCUUUGAAGAAGCAAUGUUAACCCCAGCCAUCCUUCGAUCCCCCACCCCCACCCCGUGCCCUGUACGGCUGUAAAUAUAUAAAUAUGUCAGGUUAAAGGGAAAAGGUUUCCAGGGCUCUUUUCUCCCCUUUGCCCCCAAACCUACCUCCAUCUCCCCAUAACCAGCCAGGGCAGCUUCUCUGCCCGGGAGGGGCGCUCUCCUCCCCCUCUUCCUCCUGGGCUCCAGGGUCCAGCCAGAGCCAGGGAAGGAGCCGCAGAGUUAAUGUUUUUCUAACCUUGCUACUUGGAGGGAAGGGGAGGUCGGGGAAAGGGCCCCGCUUUCUGGGACACUGACCCCGCCCCCUUCCUCCUUUCCACGACGCGGGUGGGGCGGGAGCCAAGCGGGUGGCGUGGGCCAAGCGGCUGCCUUUAUUUCCUUUCUUCUGAAAUAAAAGGAAAAAGUGUUUCUGGA